AUGCUUUACACUCUGAUUGCCCUUUUGUCCCUGACCUCUACAGCCUGGACCGCAUACACGCCUACUCCUGUCUCAUCCACCUCAGACGGCCGUCAAGCCAGCUUUAAGGUCAUCUAUGAGUCUCCUACCUCUGUGUGUUACGCAGAGAAUCGGCCCUACCUCUGCACCCCUCCGCUCACUAACAUCGCUGAAGGUGUUCCAGUUGUCGCCACGUCCACCUGCGGUCAGGAUGGACGCCCUGAGAAGAUAUGUAGAAGUUGGACCUCCCCAAGUAGUCAACAAAAACGCACCGCCUGCGAGAUCUGUGAUCCGAGGAAAGUGGCAACUAGCCGGGGCGCAGAACGCCUUACAGAUCGUCACAUUUCCUCCAAUCAGACCUGUUGGGUGUCUGGGCGCGUUCCUUUCGGUGGAACUGUGAAUUUGACCCUGUCUUUGGGCAAGCGUUUUGAAAUUUUCUACAUCUCCCUUCAACCCUGUGGCCCCUUGCCCGACUCCAUUGCUCUCUAUAAGUCCUCCGAUUUUGGUCGAACCUGGAAACCCUGGCAGUACUUCUCAACCGAUUGCUACCGUGCAUUCGGUCUACCAACUUCCAGCGAGUAUAGCGCACAAAUCUCAUCAGCGAACAUCCAAGAGGUACUUUGCGUAGCAUUGAAGCCUCCGACAAAGUACAACUCCCAGGGUCAGAUGUCAAAUGUGAUUGCUUUCAGCACAACCAUCGGACGAUCCACUUUGCAGUCAUGGAGUCCGGCUCUUAUUGACUGGAUGACAAUGACAGAUCUCCAGAUUAGUCUUACACGCUUUCCUUCGAGACGUAAAUCUAGUGGAGGAGAGAGGGGUUCUGGCGAUCCCACGGUCGUGCUGCAUCGACGGGAUCGAAGCAGUGGGCAACGCAGAGUUUCACAGAAGACUCCAAUCUUUAGACUAGGAGGCAGUGGAAGUAGUGGUAGAUUUAUCCGCGCUGACGAGGAGAGAAUGCAAGCUGACGGAAGUGCGUCAAAUAGCUCGACAAGAUGGUUCCAAGAUAAGAAAAAGAAGGCGAAGGAAGAGGAGACGGAGGGAGAAAAAGGCGAAGAAGAGGAUGUCGUUUACUUUGCUUUCUCCGAUAUCACAGUGGGUGGGAGGUGCAAGUGUAAUGGACAUGCCAAUCGCUGUGUGAGGGAUCGAAUUGUGGAGAAAAAUUCCGCAGGUGAGGAAUUGAUUUCGUGGGGCCCCCUGCGAUGCGACUGUCAACACAACACUGUCGGUGCUGACUGCGAACGCUGCGCUCCCGGCUACCUGGAUCGACCCUGGGCCAGGGCCACCAACGAAGACGCCAAUGUAUGCAAGGGUAGGCAUUGUGGUGAUAGUUUUCGUGCUUCUUUUUUAAUCGGGGCUUUUGUCAACCUUGGGGGCACAUGUUUUGUGCUUGGGAUUUUAUUAUUACCAACACGCAACCACAAGACUCAAGCAGUUGUUGCCUUCCAGCUUUGGCCCUGUCAGUGCAAUAACCACACCAAUACGUGUAUGUUCGACAUCAAUCUCUAUCGCAAGUCGGGCGGUCGUUCUGGCGGCGUUUGCCUCAGUUGUGCCCACAAUACUGAAGGCGUAAACUGUCACGAAUGCAUCGCUGGUUUUACUCGACACCCUGGGCACUCUAUUUUUUCACCCAGUGCAUGUCAAGCCUGUGAGUGCAACCUGCAUUCGAAUUCGUGCACCUUCUCGCAGCACCUCUACCUCCUUUCGAAGAAGGUGAGCGGCGGUGUCUGCGAGGACUGCCGGCAUCAUACAACCGAAUGUCAAUGCCACCCGAUUGGCUCGAUAGGCAAUCGACCGUGUGACCGGAAAACUGGGCAAUGUCACUGCAAGCCCGGGGUCACGGGUCAAACUUGCAACCGGUGCUUGGACGGCUACAAGCAGACACGCUCCAAAAUCACACCUUGCGUCAAAGCGGUGGAGGCCUUGAUUUUCACUGGGUCGGCAACACGAUCGUCGUCGCAUCCAGCAAUCGUUAAGGAGGCAGUCGGAGAUGAAUCCUGUCCACCCUGUGAGAAGAACAACAAACGAUUUCGAUUUAAGAAGUUCUGUCGACGGCAAGCAGUUUUCCGUGGAACAGUGAUCUCGCAGGUGAUAAGAGGUGAAUUGGUACGACUUGGUGUGCGGGUGCAUGACGUUUGGCGCAAUAAGGGGAGCAUAGCCCAGCGCUACCUUCCAUCUCACGUGCGGCGAAAUCAGGCCCCGGUUAUCCCUCUCUGGGUGCCUCUCACACACCAGUUGAAGGCCCCACACUCCACCUGUGUGUGCCCUCGCUUCAACACUGACCAGGCCUACCUGUUCAUUUCACAGGCAUAUGAGGCAAGUUGUAUACCCUAUCACGAGAGCAGUGAGCUUUUGCUGGAGCAAAAAAGCACAAUAUUACCCUGGGUGGAGAGUUGGCGACGACGUCUGAUGCGUUUUGCGGUGCGUCAGGAGCGGGGUCGUUGCGACGGUCAGACGGAGAGCGCUUUUCCAAAAGUGCGUAUCAAUUCGCCGCCACGUAGAAACCUUCUGCAUCCUCACAACCCUCUGGCGAUGACUUCCAGUCAAUCACAACCGUUGCCACAGCCACAGCCCCGCACGCCCCGCCAUUACUACCCGUCACAGUCGCGAUUCUCCCGUAUAAACGCUGCGCCAGCCUGGAACCAAUACCACUACCGAUCCAUGCGUCAUGUUGAGGACAAUCCUUCUGUUGCCCAUGUUCCACCACCAUCACUUCCGUCGUCAUAA
Messenger RNA from Echinococcus granulosus, 2742 nucleotides. RefSeq names its product Netrin-A. The record is from RefSeq and is a predicted model, not a curated record. The transcript is spliced from 9 exons. Gene Ontology annotation, molecular function: protein binding. Bases 1 to 2742 code for a protein of 913 amino acids. Lineage: Eukaryota; Metazoa; Platyhelminthes; Cestoda; Cyclophyllidea; Taeniidae.